AAUCCAGAAUCACCGAAAUUCCGAUCAUUCUGGAUCUCGAACUUUGUACAGCAUUUCAUAUUGUUUUUGGAGGAGAAAUUACCAUAUUUAAAGUUGCAUCUAUUUCACUUUUAUAAAAUCUUGGUGUUAUGUUAUGUGAUCCUUAAAUGUAUUUAUUUUACAGGCUUUGCUGACCUUGCUGAAUCAUACCUUCAUCAGUUUAAAUGGGGUCAUACUUUCCUCACUCUAAAUCAAGAAUUGCUUUCUUCAUAUGCAAAUUGUACAACAUCAAAGGACAUUUUAAUUAUUCAAGAUGACUAUUUAAAGAAACUUCAAGAUGAACGCAAUGCUGUCAAAGAUGAAAUUGAUUUGCCUCCAACAGAUGAAGAUUCUGAUGAAUCAGAUAUAUCAGCUAGUGAUUCUAAAGAUUAAUUUGUUAAAAAAAACUGUUAUUUUAACUCAGUUUGACAUAUAUUUUUUCAAGAACUUUUUUCUUUGUUGUUGUUGUUGUUUCAUAUUUCAAGUAAAGGUUUAAGAAGAUUCUGAUGAAUCAGAUAUCUCA
Stegodyphus dumicola is the source of this 541-nucleotide messenger RNA. RefSeq names its product 18S rRNA aminocarboxypropyltransferase. Lineage: Eukaryota; Metazoa; Arthropoda; Arachnida; Araneae; Eresidae. Gene Ontology annotation, molecular function: rRNA small subunit aminocarboxypropyltransferase activity. Gene Ontology annotation, biological process: maturation of SSU-rRNA. The record is from RefSeq and is a predicted model, not a curated record.